Messenger RNA from Magallana angulata, 1379 nucleotides. RefSeq lists its product as uncharacterized. The transcript has 6 exons. The coding region runs from base 53 to 1054 and encodes 333 amino acids. Lineage: Eukaryota; Metazoa; Mollusca; Bivalvia; Ostreida; Ostreidae. The record is from RefSeq and is a predicted model, not a curated record.
UGCAGAUCAUUUCAUUUUGUUGACAGCAACGGCCAAUUUUUGUUCAACAAAUAUGGUAAACCUGGCUGUAGAUAACGGUUUGAUGUCGUGCUUUACCAAUAACACGUGUAUUGCUGAAUGCUACCAGGGAUACAUAUUUCCUAGUGGCAACAUGAAGGAGUCAUACAGUUGUCAGAAUGGAAAUUUGACGCCUAUGUUAUCAACCUGCAAGCGUAUUCCUGUAGUUAAUGUUACCUAUUCAGCUAUUUGGACUUUUGCGGAAAUUGUAACUUCAACUUGUAGCAACAUCUCAUCACGAUUAGACAAUGUCAAGGAAGUGUUAGAAGAGACACUCUCGGGAAACUGCCGGCUAUUGAAUAUCAAGUCUACAGUCAUGUUAACAUAUUCUCUGUUUGCCUUUAAGGUCAACGCACAAUUUACAGCAGUAUAUCUAAACUUCACGAACAGACAGAGUUUUGACAUUUGCAUUUCGUAUAAUACAGCAGCUUUUCCAAAUCUACGUAUCAUUAAAUCAUUGUUUGACGAUGUUUAUUGCGGAACCUUAAUCUCAAGUAAAAUAAUCUACAAUAAAUUCGUCGUGGAAGAUAUACUUGAAUACUGCGAUGAUACCAUGGGGAUCCACAACGUGACGACUGAACCUGGCAAAUUGGAACUUUAUUGUGACGUUAGAGACAAACUGAUAACCUUCGAAACACCAAUCCUAGAAAAAACCACUUCUUCAUUUACAGCUGUAAAUGAUGACAUAAAUACUUCUGAUUUUUCAAACAUGCACCAGACUUCAACUGAGUUUUUUUCUAGGCAAGCAAACUCAAGCAAUUCGAAUUGGAAAACUAGUAUUUACAUUUUGGCUCCAGCUGCUGCUGUUUUUCUGAUACUUUGCGUUGCCAUUUUUUUAGUUCGUCUUAAAAAGCGUGCCCAAGACCAAAAGAGAGAAAAAUCAUAUGAGACGAUAAUAAAUGGUGGACAGACACAGUAUAUCAACAUGGCAGAUAAUACACAUACUUAUGACGUAAUCGGAUACAGAAGGGAGCGGAGACAGGAAAGUCGCUCCUAAUACAGAGUGGUGCUCAUCAACAAUUAACGAUAAAGCUUUCGUUCGGCAAUUACGCAUUAGAAACCUGUGAAAAUAUAGACUAUCAUUCUGUUAUAUUAGUGUUUUAAUGUAUGAGCUUGGUUAGAGGCAUAAAACAUCGUCCUUUGGAUGUAAAACAAAUCCACUUCAUUUUAAAACGUAUCAAUCGUCAUUUUAGUUCACAAGUAUUUUUGGAUUUCUAAAUAUUGAUUCUAAAACUGAAGACACAUAGACAACAGAACCAAUGAAAAUGAGAAGAAUUUGCGGUGGUACUUUUCUAUGAAAUUUGCACUAAAGUGUUAUAUGU